CCGGCGAUGCGUUUCAGUGACGCAUGACAUUCUUACCAGCAGCUGGAACGAGUUGGCUGCCAUGAGGCCUUGGACGCUCAUCUUUCUGUCACUCUUCGUUCUGGGAGGCGCAGGUCCUGGGUCCUCCAGCAGCCGCUUCGUGACGGACUUCCUGCAGGACGGCACGCAGGUGGCGGCAGACGGCGCCGGCGGUCCCUAUUUCGACUCCUCGGUGCCCGACAACCUGACCGGCCUCGUGGGGAGGACGGCCUACCUCAACUGCCGCGUCAAGAACCUCGGCAACCGUACCGUGUCGUGGGUGCGGCACCGCGACAUCCACCUACUGACGGUGGGCCGGUACACCUACACGAGCGACCAGCGCUUCGAGGCGCUGCACUCGCCGCACACCGAGGACUGGACGCUGCGCAUCCGCUACGCGCAGCGCCGCGACUCGGGCGUCUACGAGUGCCAGAUCAGCACCACGCCGCCCGUCGGCCGACUCGUCCAGCUGCGCGUCGUCGAGCCGCUGACAGAGGUGCUGGGAGGCCCCGACCUGUACAUCGACAAGGGCAGCACCAUCAACCUCACGUGCCUCGUGCUGUACGCCCCGGAGCCGCCGCUGGCCAUCGUCUGGAGCCGCGACUCGCAGGCGAUCAACUUCGACUCGCCGCGCGGCGGCAUCAGCCUGGUGACGGAGAAGGGCGCGCUCACCACCAGCCGGCUGCUCAUCCAGAGGGCGACGGCCGCGGACUCCGGCCGCUACACGUGCGCCCCCUCCAACACCGCCGCCGCCUCCGUCCGCGUCCACAUACUCGAUGUAGGCGAGACGCCAGCAGCCAUGCACCACGGCAGCUGCGCCACGGGUCUGCAGCCACCACCAGGCGGUAGAGAUAAAGUGCAGCAAAAUUCCACUAAAAGAAGGACCGAUUUGCUAUCAGAAAAUUCUGCAGACUGCACAUUGUGA
Schistocerca cancellata (South American locust) is the source of this 943-nucleotide messenger RNA. RefSeq names its product zwei Ig domain protein zig-8-like. Lineage: Eukaryota; Metazoa; Arthropoda; Insecta; Orthoptera; Acrididae. Gene Ontology annotation, cellular component: neuron projection membrane. The coding region runs from base 62 to 943 and encodes 293 amino acids. The record is from RefSeq and is a predicted model, not a curated record. Gene Ontology annotation, biological process: synapse organization. The transcript is spliced from 8 exons.